Messenger RNA from Puccinia graminis f. sp. tritici CRL 75-36-700-3, 723 nucleotides. RefSeq lists its product as uncharacterized. Lineage: Eukaryota; Fungi; Basidiomycota; Pucciniomycetes; Pucciniales; Pucciniaceae. The record is from RefSeq and is a predicted model, not a curated record. The coding region runs from base 1 to 723 and encodes 240 amino acids. The transcript has a single exon.
AUGGCCAUUUAUAGAAUCAACACCUUAAACGUUUUCAUUCUCAUAAUACACUCCUCCUCACUCAUUCCGUAUUUUUUCCAUCAUUGUAUUGCUCGGCCUCUAUACCAUGGGGCCCCCUUAACUUGGGAGAACACUAGAGCUCCUCUAACCGAUGCCGAGAUGGAUGAGGUCCUGAAUUUUGAUUGUAAUGAUCUUCCUAUGUUUUUCGAUUCCGAUAAUCUUUCUGGGCUGGCAGUGCCAGAACCAACCAAACACAGCUUCCCCAAUGACCAACUCUAUCCCUUGCCAUCGUCACUAGAUCCACAUCAAUUACCUACCGAUUUUUACCAGUAUGUCUACGACUCUGCACCCUCAUUAAGCGGAAUUGAAACUCCUAACGAUUUGUACCCACGCGACUCCAACACUUACGAAGCUACAUCGAUACCCUCGGCAAAAUCGCCGAAUUGUAAUGAGUCUAACAAUGUAUCUCAACAUGGGCCCAGCCAACCCAACGACGGCUUGCCUUUCUCGCAAUUGCAGGAUGCACUUGAAGGUUUCAGGCGUAUCCCCAUCACUUUACCUGACUAUGAGCGUUGUUUGAAGGAGCAUGGUUAUUCAUCCUCGAAACUUGGCAGUCUGCCACUCAAAUGGAUACAUCCGCUAUCAAACCACGACCAGUCAGUUCAGGGUAAGUUGUUUUCGAAUCAAAAUGCUGAACAAUUUGGGUACCCAUCGAGUGAGUAG